This is a messenger RNA of Pocillopora verrucosa, 687 nucleotides long. Its product is annotated as thiamine-triphosphatase-like. Lineage: Eukaryota; Metazoa; Cnidaria; Anthozoa; Scleractinia; Pocilloporidae. Gene Ontology annotation, molecular function: thiamine triphosphate phosphatase activity; magnesium ion binding. The record is from RefSeq and is a predicted model, not a curated record. Gene Ontology annotation, biological process: dephosphorylation; thiamine diphosphate metabolic process.
AAACAUGGCGGCAGAAUGGAUGAGCGGAAGUCCCUUAUCUUCUUCUCAAAUGAUCGAAGUAGAAAGCAAAUUUCGUGUACCACCAGACUUUGAGAAAGUUCUGGAAUUGAAAGGAGCAAAACUUAUGCGACAAACCACUUUCACCGAUGUUUACUUCGACGCACCAAACCACGAACUGUCGCUUAAUGGUUACUGGCUGCGGAAGCGAAAUAAUAAAUGGGAACUUAAAAUUCAGAAACUGAAAAUUGAACGGUGGAUCGAAAGUAACCGCGAGAUAGAAGACGAAAAUGAAAUUAUAAAUGAAAUUGUGACGAGGCUGCGCUCUUUCUACCCAAAUAUUGACAGAGAUUACACGUCUGUCGAGGAGAUAGUGCAAAGAACAUCCUGUAAACAGAUUGCAUGUAUUACAACGAAUAGAGCUGUGUAUGAGAUGCCAAACAGAGUUGUAGUUGAUUUAGAUCAGGCAAGCUUUGGGUAUCAAGUUGGUGAAUUGGAGGUUGUAGUGUCAAAUGAGAAAAACGUUGAUGCCGCAAAAGAAACUAUUCAAAGAACUGCAGAACUUCUUGGCAUAGAAUGCAGAUCAGACAUUCCCAGCAAACUGGAGAAGUACAUUUUCAGUAAUUGCAGAAGUCAUCAUGAACAACUUGUUAAAUGUGGAUUCUUUGUAAAACAGCUGAAAUAAAAGCA